This is a messenger RNA of Trypanosoma grayi, 2244 nucleotides long. RefSeq lists its product as hypothetical. Bases 1 to 2244 code for a protein of 747 amino acids. The transcript has a single exon. Lineage: Eukaryota; Euglenozoa; Kinetoplastea; Trypanosomatida; Trypanosomatidae. Gene Ontology annotation, cellular component: cytoplasm. The record is from RefSeq and is a predicted model, not a curated record. Gene Ontology annotation, molecular function: zinc ion binding; protein binding; ubiquitin protein ligase activity.
AUGACGUCGCACCACAGCGUCGCUGCGGUGACAGAGAUCCGUCUGGAGGUGACCCACGCGCGGCAGAAGCUUCUGCUUGUGUUCCCAGCAGCAACCGCGACAGUCGGCGACCUCAAGAAGGAGCUCGCCGCUCGCAGCGGUGUGCCGCAAGAGAAGCAGCGGCUGCUGUUCGGUGCCCCGGUUGUAAAGCACCGCCGGCGUGAGGGCCGUGAUGAGGUGCGGCUGCUCGACCUCAUCUCAAAUACUCACGCUACCAGCACCAGCAGUAAUGGUGGUGGUGGUGCGGCGGUGCCCUCAGUCUCGUCCUCUUCUGCAAUCGACUCGCCUGCUGCAGCCGCGGUGACGAUUCCGCUCAUGCUCAUCGGCACUGUUGCGUCCGUCCCGUAUAUCAACGAGAAGGCGGUGGCGCAGCUCCACCGGCUCGUGACCACCACAGUGGAGCGCGACAACCGCUCGUUCCGCUGCAGCUACAGCCACGGCUACGUGCCGCAGACCGCUUUUGUGUGUCGGACAUGUGUAAGGAAUGGGUGGGCCAACCCGGCACAUGCCUUCUGCUACGCCUGUGCGGAGGUCUGCCACGGCAACCACGACGUGGAGGAGUGGGGUGUGCGCAACUAUAUGCGGUGCGACUGCUGCACCGUGGCAUGCUGGCAAAACGUCAGCGAUGCCAAUAACAAGACUAGUAACAACCAUGCCCCCAAUGACGAGAGUAGACAGAGUGAGGAGACUUCAGAUCAACAGCAGCAGCAGAAGCAGGAACAGGAGCCACGGCACUGCUGCUUCGUUAUUGACUCUGAGACUGGGCAGCCACCGGCAACGUCGGUGGUGCCGCUGAACAGCAAGAACCGCUACCCCCGCGCCCUGCGCAAGUGGUGCUACUGUGACUCUGAGGACGAUCACCCUGUGGACGACACGACAUGCGGCGGCAUCGUCUGCAUGCUGUGCGCGACGUGCUACUGGAGCACGCACAUGACACGCCUCCACACCGACGCGUUCCGCCGCAUGCCAUGUUACGGCGAUGUGGAGGAGGGUGACGCCGUCGUCUUCCGUUGCCGUACGUGCGAGACGCUUGUCUGCACUCCGUGCCGUCUGCGCUGCCACAAGGACCACGAGGUUGACCCCGACGCCGUUCUCGCCUCGCGUGCGCGCGGCACCGAAAACGGUGCGUCGGCGGGUGUGGAGUUCAGCUGCGGCUGCGGUGGAUGCUGCGCCAUCGCGGAGACCGUCCCUGAGGCGGAACUCAGUGAUGCAACUCGCUACCUGCCUAUGCCGCCCGCCGUUGCGGUGGAGGCGAUGAACAGCGACUCGUUUGUCGGCUUCAUCUGCGCGCACUGCAUGCAGGAGCACCCGUGGCUGCUGGAAAAUGACCCGCGGCAGUGCUACGGUGGGCAGCUGCCGGAGAAGGUGCCGGCAGAGCAGCACAAACGCAUCGUGCCAUGCGGUCUCGCCGCGGAUGCAGGGGUUCCCGAUGACGUCUACCCAUUUCACGGCAUGCUCUUCCCCGUGGACGCCUUCACGGUGGAGAUGACGUGCCCGUGCAAACCAUGCCAGGAGGCGUACGAGCGCUUCGCACCGCGCAACACGGCUGGNGCCGUCACAGAGAUGGUGGUGCAGCUCCAUGACAAGUGCGAUCACUGUGGUCAUAUUAUACGAGAUGAGGAGGCCUUUUUAUGCCAGACGUGUGAACUGCAUAGCAACGAAGCCUUCCUUGUGUGCCAGCGGUGUAACAGUCUGCGCCUGGCGUGCGUGCUGCCACCUUUGGGCGGUACCCCGGCCUGUGUUGUUGAGUCUACCGGUACGGUUACUUCUGCUGAGGCAGGCCAUGGGGGCGGUAAUGGUGGGGCAGAUACGGUCCAAACGACGGAGGCGGUCGCGCCGUGGAAGCACCCGAUAUCCCACACAUUUGUGGAAGACACAUUCGAAAACUUGUACUCCCUCUGUGGCAUGCAGAUUAUGCAAGGCCUCGACUCCGCAUCGCGCGAGUACGUCAUGGAGAACAUAGAUGCCACCAGUGCCUCUCUCGAUGGGGCACUGCGGCGUACGUUUUUGGGGGAGCCGUUGGUGUUUGACCCCGAUGAGGUCGCCCAGCACCACCAGUGGCUGCUGACGCAACAGAAUGGGAAGAAGAAGGAGGAGGCCGGGGAUACCUCUGCAUCGGCCCGUAAGCAGCAGCGCGACGACACAGAUAAGAACGGCCUCUCAGGUGGCGAAGAGAGAUAUGAAAAGCGCAAGAAGAGUGAAUAA